Molecule: messenger RNA, 1523 nt
Organism: Cantharellus anzutake
Lineage: Eukaryota; Fungi; Basidiomycota; Agaricomycetes; Cantharellales; Hydnaceae
Exons: 4
Coding region: 352-1491 (379 amino acids)
Source: RefSeq, a predicted model, not a curated record
AUGUCAUGCCCUCAUUUCAUCGUAGGGCUGCCCAUGCGAGCAGGUACUUAAAAGUUGGUCUGCAUUUAAGUAGGCAACUCGAAGGGGGGAUUUGGGGAAAGACAAUAGUUCUGAGUCUGAAGCGAUUCAACAUCCCUCAUGAAUGAAGGACACGUGCAAUGACCUUGAGACUCAAUCCACCUCAACGCUGACUCUGACAGGCUCCUACUCCUUUGUUGAUAUGUUGUUGACAGGAAGUGCUGCGUUUUCCUCAUUGAGAACUCAAUGUGUGGGAGUACGUAAAUACCGCAAGGUCUUUUUUGCCAACGUAGCUUGCUUUUCCUCGAUAGUGCCUGCACUCGACCGGAUCCGAUGGCAACCGCUCUUAUCAACGUCCUUCUUGCCCACAAUGUUUAUUCAGCACCCAUCCCCCCUCACAAUAUGACUUGUUUCGUGCAAAAUGUAUCUGAUGGUUGCAACGAUCUCCGGAAUUGCCGAACCAUGUCAGGCAUCGUCUAUAGCUGUCUCCUUACCGUGUUUGCUUGCAUUUGGACGGCAGUGCACCCAGAUGUUCCAGAACCUGAUGAUGGUAUCUGGUCACUUGCAUCGCGCGUUGGCCUGGCAGUGGCUUCACUGUUUUUACCGGAAGCCAUUCUGGCGUUUGCAUGGCGCCAAUUUUUGAUGUCUUGGAGAAUAUCAAAGAAAUGCAAGAUGGUUGGAGGAUGGACCCCGACGCAUUCAUACUUUGUCGUCAUGGGGGGUUUCUUCGACUCGUCAAAAAGAAGACCGGUGGACCCGAACGACUUGCAGCGAUACCCCGGCAUAAUUAAAAAUGCCACAAUAACAAAGAAGAAAAUUCUUGACAGAAGCAAAGUCGAUGCGUUUUCCAAAUUUAUCGUUGUUGUUCAACUACUAUGGUUUGUCACUCAAUAUAUCGGACGAUGGACGCGCCAUUUGCACAGAUCGCAACUCGAGACAAUGACGCUGGCGUAUGCGGCAUUAAGUCUUUUCGUUUACGUGUUGUGGUGGCAUAAACCCGUUAACGUUCAGCUCCCAAUCGAUGUGAUGCCAGAGUCCCCUUCCGUUCCUCCAACUUCCGAAAUACAUGUCGAUCAACCAUCACCUAAAACGGAGCUUGACGCAGAUCCGAUAUCCCCCAUGUCUAAGCUGGAAUUUUUGUUCAUAAUGGCAGCCACUGGGAUGAUCUUUGGGGGAAUCCAUUGUCUUGCAUGGUCGUUUCCCUUUCCGACACGCACGGAAAUAGUUUUGUGGCGAGUUUCAGCGAUAUAUAUCACAGUUGCUCCUGUCUUUGUAGUGUUGGGCGAAGGGCGUAAUACUGUCCUCCGCGGCUUCGAGUUUUGCUCGCCAUGGUGGACAGCACCACUUAUUUUACCUGUUUACGUCGCCGCGCGGGUUAUCUUGUUUGUUCUUACCUUCACAUCCUUGCGUUCUCCCCCACUUAAUCUAUACCAGACCCCAUCUUGGUUACCAUUUUUCGCACAUUUUGGAUAGCUGUGUAUGUACAGUGCUUUUGCUCAAAGGGA